This is a messenger RNA of Alnus glutinosa, 543 nucleotides long. RefSeq lists its product as uncharacterized. The transcript has a single exon. The coding region runs from base 1 to 543 and encodes 180 amino acids. Gene Ontology annotation, molecular function: nucleic acid binding. NCBI's taxonomy places the organism in Eukaryota, Viridiplantae, Streptophyta, Magnoliopsida, Fagales, Betulaceae. The record is from RefSeq and is a predicted model, not a curated record.
AUGAAAGAUUGGUCUCUUCGUUUGAAUGAUGCACUGUGGGCUUAUCAUACAGCUUUUAAGACCUCGAUUGGUAUGUCACCUUAUCGUCUUGCGUACAACAAAGCAUGUCAUCUUUCAGUGGAGUUAGAGCAUAGAGCAUACUGGGCCAUCAAGCAGUUGAACUUUGACCUCAAGAAGGCUAACUCACAGAGGAAGCUCGAACUCAAUAAAUUAGAGGAGUUGAGGAAUGAUGCUUAUGAUUGUGCAAAGUUGUACAAGGCACAAAUGAAGAAGGCUCAUGACCAGAGCAUUGUGAGACGAUCUUUUGAAUCGAGUCAAAAAGUCCUUUAUAAUUCACGUUUGCAUCUUUUUCGAGGGAAGCUCCGAUCUCGAUGGACAGGCCCAUUUACUGUUCAAUCAGUUUUUCCUCAUGGGGCCAUUAAGAUUGAGGAUCCAAAGAAUGGUACUACUUUCAAGGUUAAUGAAAAAAAACUGAAACCAUUCUUGGAGUUGCAGAGCCCGGAGGUAGAGACGACCAUUUUGGAGGAUCCAAGUUGCACGUAG